UGAGUCAGAGUCGGAUGUCCUGCCCUGAGUCUGGAACCAAGUCAGAUUCAACUUUACACCAGUGAAAAGGCGAGGAUUUGCAAUGCGCGCUGUCACUCGUUUUUUUCAUGGCAAAAUCGGUCAACUCUCUCCAAAGUUAAUCUGUGUAGUUAUUUGAGUUUCGCUCGAGAUACGUUUUUAGCCGUUUUCUUUGUGUUUCUUUUGGGGAAAGUUACAGAUACAGUUGGGUAGAUAUGCGCGUUGUUAUAUUAACUAGUGUGUCUUUCCGAAACAGCAGAAAGAAGAGGAGUUGUCGGAGAUUACGAUAGUUAGCCCUUAGCCAUGUUGUUGGGAGAAAAUACAUUCACAAUUAUUUAACAACUUCAUCGAAUUGACUUUUGGAAGAAUUUACUUUUGGAAGUUCGAUGAUUUGAGGUUUCCAGUUUCGUUCUAAAGAAAACGUUGCAUUGAUUUUGGCUCUUUGAAUCUUUUAUAGACAUUUUUUUUCUCAGGCAAAUAGUUUUUGUAUUGUUUUUGGAAUAACCAUGGAUCCCAGCCAGCACAACCCUCCAGCCGGUCACCAGAUAGUCCAUGUCCGGGGAGACUCGGAGACUGAUCUGGAGGCCCUUUUCAACGCUGUUAUGAACCCGAAAAACACCGUCGGCCCCCCCUCCGUCCCCAUGAGGAUGAGAAAGCUACCCGAUUCCUUCUUCAAACCGCCUGAGCCAAAGUCCCACUCCAGACAAGCCAGCACAGACGCAGGUACGGCUGGUGCCCUCGCCCCUCACCACGUGCGUGCCCACUCGUCUCCGGCCUCUCUACAGCUAGGGGCAGUGUCACCCCUGUUGGGCAUGGUCCCUGCGGGCGCCCCUCCAUCGAACCUCCGACAGUCGUCCUAUGAGAUCCCAGAUGACAUGCCCCUACCCCCGGGCUGGGAGGUGGCUCAGACCCCCUCUGGACAGAGAUACUUCCUCAACCAUCUUGACCAGUCUACCACCUGGCUGGACCCUCGGAAGGCCCUCCUACAGAUGAACCAGGCACCUCCCACCAGCCCUGUACCGGUCCAGCAGCAGAACAUCAUGAGCCCAGCUAGUGGUCCUCUUCCUGACGGCUGGGAACAGGCCGUCACCUCAGAGGGAGAGAUCUACUACAUCAACCACAAGAACAAAACCACCUCCUGGCUCGACCCACGCCUCGAUCCGUGCUACAGCCUGAACCAGCAGCGUAUCACCCAGAGUGCUCCAGGUAAGCAGGGGGGCCAGCUGCCCUCCAGACCCCAGAGUGAAGGAGUCAUGGUGGGCAGCAACCAGAUGAGGCUCCAGCAGCUGCAGAUGGAGAAGGAGAGGUUGAGACUGAAACACCAGGAGCUGCUCCGCACCAGACCACAGGAGCUUGCUCUGAGAAACCAACUGCCCACCAGUAUGGAGCUGGAUGGGGGAACCCCUAACCCCGUCUCAUCCCCUGGGCUGGGCCAGGACGCCAGAAUCAUGACCACCAACAGCAAUGACCCAUUCCUCAACAGUGGGACCUACCACUCCAGGGAUGAGAGCACAGACAGCGGUCUGAGUAUGAGCAGCUACAGUGUACCCCGUACGCCCGAUGACUUCCUCAACAGUGUGGACAGUGUCCCCCGUACGCCCGACGACUUCCUCAACAGUGUGGACGAGAUGGACACUGGGGACUCCCUGCCGGUCUCCAUGGGAACACAGCCCAGUCGUUUCCCUGACUACCUGGACACCAUCCCGGGGACAGAUGUAGACCUGGGCACGCUGGAGAAUAAGAGCAUGGCCGUGGAGGGGGAAGAGCUAAUGCCUAGUCUCCAGGAAGCCUUGAGCUCCGACAUCCUAAACGACAUGGAGUCAGUUCUGGCGGCCACCAAGAUGGACAAGGAGAGCUUCCUCACAUGGUUAUAGACCAAGCUGGACCUGGUCCUUCUCACUGAUAAGCUAUAGUAUACAACAUCGGUUUACAAACUUUUUUUUUUUUUGCUUCUUGACCCACCAAUUGAGGUGGGUGUUUAGUCAUGACCCACCACACGAUUUGAGCAGUGGAACAACAUGCUCUGACCUGCAGGUAUAUAGGAGAGAGGAGAGGAGCCUGGGAUGAGCUCCUAUGGGCUCUAUAGGAGAGACAGAGCUUUGUACCCUGCUCUUCACUCCUAUAGUCUACACGUUCACCUGCUGCCUAGUCAAACUCUCAGACCAGUGAACGAUGUGUAUUUGCCUUGAUUAAAAUAACAAUCUUUUCCUCAUUCCUAGAUAUGGAUGAUGAUAUUUGUCAUCGGGCAGUGUACAUGAUAACAUGGCCGACUGAGGCACUGCUUUUCUGUUGUUUCUAUAUCUUUUUGUUGUGUGUGUCUUCAAGGCUGGCCUGUGAACACACAAUUUAUUCAAAGGUCCCCGACUCUUUUCUCACGGCUAUCAUUCUCAAUCUGUCCAUCAUCUUUACCUGGUGCAGGGCAGCUGCUUGUUUGUUUCUCUACCCCACCUUUACAUCUAGGGUGUCUUACCUGCUGGCCGGCCGGCAAGGCAAGGGGCUUGCUGCUCUCCUUCUCCCCCAACCCUCCCUCCUUCUCCCCCAACCCUCCCUCCUUCUCCCCCAACCCUCCCUCCUUCUCCCCCAACCCUCCCUCCUUCUCCCCCAACCCUCCCUCCUUCUCCCCCAACCCCCACAUCUGAUCUGGGUGGCUGCCUGCCUGUACUCCUCUCACCUCGGCCCCAGGCUUCCUGACAAUAGCAUUCAAGCAUUGUAUUUUCCUGCCUUUUUUCUUUCAAUUCAUGUAUUUUACAUUGUUGUUUUAAAUAGUUUUUGUUUUUAAUGAUGAGCCUGAGAAAACCCCAAAUGAUAUAUCUGAAGUUGUGUAAAGAACUGUAUUGAUUUGGAAGGUUAGUUUAGGUACGUUAUGCUUCACCCCAAAUUGCACAUAUUCCUGACAUAGUACACUACUAUGGCCCCUGGUAGAAGUGCACCAGAUAGGGUAUAGGGUGCUAUUUGGGACAUAGCCUAGGUUACACAAGAUGGAGUCCCAGUUAGGACAUGUUAGCUCUGUGUGGUGGUGAUGGGGGAUGGGCUGUUGCCUGCAGCCUGGGCCGGGGACCCCGUAUACUAUACUAUACUCAGUGGUGGAAAAAGUACCCAAUUGUUAUACUUGAGUAAAAAGUAAAGAUACCUUAAUUGAAAAUGUCUCAAGUAAAAGGGAAAGUCACCCAGUAAAAUACAACUUGAGUAAAAGUCUAAAAGUAUUUGGUUUUAAAUAUACUUUAAAAGUAUAAAUCACUUAAAAUUCCUUACAUUAAACAAACUAGACCUCACCAUUUUCUUGUUUUUUAAUGUACAGAUAGCCAGGGGUACACGCCAACAUAAUUUACAAAAGAGGCAUGCGUGUUUACUGAGUCUGCCAGAUCAGAGGCAGUAGGAAUGACCAGGGAUGUUCUCUGUUUACUGAGUCUGCCAGAUCAGAGGCAGUAGGGAUGACCAGGGAUGUUCUCUGUUUACUGAGUCUGCCAGAUCAGAGGCAGUAGGAAUGACCAGGGAUGUUCUCUGUUUACUGAGUCUGCCAGAUCAGAGGCAGUAGUGAUGACCAGGGAUGUUCUCUGUUUACUGAGUCUGCCAGAUCAGAGGCAGUAGGAAUGACCAGGGAUGUUCUCUGUUUACUGAGUCUGCCAGAUCAGAGGCAGUAGGAAUGACCAGGGAUGUUCUCUUGAUAAGUUUGUGAAUUAGACUAUUUUCCUGUCCUGCUAAGAAUUCAAAAUGUAAGGAGUGCUUUUGGGUGUCGGGGAAAAUGUAUGGAGUAAAACUUACAUUAUUUUAUUUAGGAAUGUAGUGAAGUAAAAGAUGUCAAAAAUGUAAGUAAUAAAGUACAGAUACCCCAAAAACGACUUAAGUAGUACUUAAGUACUUUACACCACUGACUAUACUAUACAAUACGAUACUAUAUUAUACUAUACUAUACUAUACUAUACAUACUGCUGCUGCUUGGCUGUGCCAGCAUGUUUAUAAGUUCAACCUUUCUUUGUCAAAUCAAGUGCCUUCAGUUGUAUUUUGAGAGAAGAGCAAAGAAAUCUACGCCAAGUAAUAAUACUAAAUAAUGCAGUCUCUAAGAAGUUGUAUUAUUGCCGAACAAACAUCAAAAACACUCUCGUCUACUUACGUUAAUGUCCAAUAAUCAACAGUAUAUUUCUGUUUUUAUAAAAAUGUGUUAUUAUUAUGGGACUUCAGUAACACUUUACUUGACACCCAGCAUUUAGAACACGUUAUGACAUGAUCAUAACAGCUGACAUAACCUGUCAUAACACUAUCAUGACCCAUAUAUUUACACCUGUUGUGACAUAUUGUUUUAUUUUAUGGCUGGUUAUGACACCUAUAUACUGUAAGUUUGUUAAGUCCAUUGUUGUUUUUGUUGCAAUGAAUUCUUAACAGUCAUACUUUAAAUAACUUGUAGAAAAUACACUUUAUUACACUGUUAAGAAGCGUUAUGACCACCCUGUCACUUUACUUGCACUAAAUACACUUUAUAACACUGUUAAGAAGCAUUAUGACCAUCAUAAUCAGAUAGGCUUUUCACGUACAUCGACUUAUUUCAGUCAUUAGUCAAAAAGAGGGUGUCUUGUCCUGCUCCUGCAUUCGUCCCAGUCAUCAGGAAAAGAGCACUGGGGGGGGGGGGGGUAGGUGCAUGUCUGACAUCAAUCUGUGCACAAUUACAAUGAUAAUUUAAUAUGGUCCAUUUCAGAAUAUUUUAUAUUACAUAAACAUACUGUUGACAAGUGGUGUAAUGGAAUGUUUUGCCUUGUGUGCUAGGUUUUGUGAGAUUUUAUAUUGUUAUAUAUGUGUCAUAACCAGCCCUAAAAUAGCACAAUGUCACAACAGGUGUAAAUAUAUGUUUCAUGACUGUUAUGACCAUAUUAUGACAGGUUAUGUCAGUUGAUAUGACAUGUUGUUAUGAUGCUUGGUGUUUUAAGUAAAGUGUUACCGGGAUUUCUAAUUUUUAAUUAACCCUAGCUUCUUUAUAUUUCUGUCUUAUUUCUGUUUUAUCUUUUAAUAAUCUUCUAAGUUUAUUAGGUUUUUAUUUCAUGAUUUAUUAUAGAUCAAACUGCUUUUUAGUUUUUAGUUUAUCUUGAUGUUUUAUAGAUAGAUUGAUACAUUUUAACCGGUUCACCUUUCAGCACAUCACUGCAACAGAUCCAACUGACUUUGGGCUCUUCAGAACCAAAACCAGAAUCAGUUACAAGUUGCCUCUUUCAACAGGUCAUGAUUUCUGGUUGGCAGAUUCGUUAUGAUUUUAUCAGGGUUAUUGUAGCCUUAUCAAUCACACUCAGCUUUCAUUCUUUCCCUAUUACCUGAGGAUAUUCUUAAUCAAUAACCCCCCCCCCACAAAAAAAAUGAACAGUUUGAAGAAAACAAGAAAACAAAAGGCACUUUGGAUCAAUAACAACUGGUUUGAUGCAGUGUCCCAAAUGGCACCCUAUUCCCUACAUGGUUCACCACUCAAUACAUGUCAAAAGUAGUGCACCUUUUGAGGGAAUAGGGUGUAAUUUAGGAUGUCCAUGUCUGAAAGGCAGUCUAUGGACUUACUGCCCUCGUGUAGACCUGCUGUUUUGUGCUGUGCUGAAGCAGGUGGUGGUUAGGACAUGUUUUAGCUGGUUUGAAAAGCAUUUUUAUGAGGUUACUGCCGGGGCUUGAUUUGAUCAAUGGUAAAUGUGAGUUACAGCUUGGUGACUCGAGUUGAUGUACAGUUAUAAUUUCUCCUCAUGGGGAAAAAAACAAAAACAAAAAUCAAUCCGCUAUGAUUUUACUAAAGUCAGGAAUUGUUGUGAUGAGUUAUUUUCUUUUUUUUUUACAUUUCCUAAUAAUUCUUCUUUCAAAUAAUACUGAAUCUGCCUUCACGGGUGACAAAAAUUAUGAAAAUGAUUUGUUAUUAUCAACCGCUAUCUAUUUAACUACAUAUGUAUAAGCGAAUGAGAGCAUGACUUAGGGUUUGACGUAACAGAGUUCUGAGUAGUCAUAGAGGCAAAAUGCCGUCUCUAGACAUGGUGGCCAUUUUGAUUGACUAACCCUGUGAGGAUUCUAAGAGUUCUAGAAUAGAACAAACAAGUAUGUGAUUUUUGUUUUCUUAUUUUUAUAUAAAAAUGUUAUGAGUUUGUUUCCAUUCUUCCAGAACAAGAGAACACUACAGCAACAUUAUGUUAUUGCUAUAUUUCUUCCUCUAUGAUCAGAAUCGGUACGUUCUCAGAUUAUUUAAAUGUUGAUAACACUUAGGGCUCUAUUCAAUCCGUAUCGCGGUAAUUGAUUGAAAUUUGAAGGCAAUGCCUUCGCAUUAGCAGAGACUGCAUUGACGGUAAAAGCUGCAAAUGUCGGCUCAAUAGGAAAUUAGCUUUACAUUUCUAGUGUGCUAUCUAUAAGACUUCAGCAAUCCAGACUGAAUAGAGCCCUAUCACAUUAUCCUGACUGAAUAGAGCUCUAAUACAUUAUCCUGACUGAAUAGAGCCCUAACACAUUAUCCAGACUGAAUAGAGCCUAACACAUUAUCCAGACUGAAUAGAGCCUUAUUACAUUAUCCAGACUGAAUAGAGCCUUAUUACAUUAUCCAGACUGAAUAGAGCCUUAUUACAUUAUCCAGACUGAAUAGAGCCUUAUUACAUUAUCCAGACUGAGUAGAGCCUUAUUACAUUAUCCAGACUGAAUAGAGCUCUAAUACAUUAUCCAGACUGAACAGAGCCCUAACACAUUAUCCAGACUGAAUAGAGCCCUAACACAGUAUUCACUCAUAACGUCGUUCAGUUUCUUCUGGACGACUGAUGAUAUAUUGCUAGCUACACUACAAAGCCAAGAUGCUAAAUUGGCAGUAUUUAACUUUUUACAGAACAAAUGUUUUACAUUGUUACCAUGUACAUUUUGAGUGUGGAUUAUGUUUUAAGUCAUUUCCAUUCAGUUGAUUUGAUUACCUGGCUGAUCAUGAAUAGCACUGAUGGUGGCUGUUGGAUGGAUGGGUUAAACAGUGAGAGAGACAGAACAAUGCAACUAAAGUGAUUUUUCUUGUAAUAGUUGGUGGUCUGCUACUCUACCGUGCUUGUAUUGCACAUAUACAGAAUGUUGGCAGAAAUGAUUAAUUUGUCACAGAAGUGUGACUUUGGCCAUAGCUAGUUUGUGUAAUUGUCAGACUAAAUCAUAUUAAAGUUUAUUUGUCACGUGCGCCGAAUACAACAGGUGUAGACCUCACAGUGAAAUGCUGAAUACAACAGGUGUAGUAGACCUCACAGUGAAAUGCUGAAUACAACAGGUGUAGUAGACCUCACAGUGAAAUGCUGAAUACAACAGGUGUAGUAGACCUCACAGUGAAAUGCUUACUUACAGGCUCUAACCAAUAGUGCAAAAAAGGUAUUAGGUGAACAAUAGGUAGGUAAAGAAAUAAAACAACAGUAAAAAGACAGGCUAUAUACAGUAGCGAGGCUAUAAAAGUAGCGAGGCUACAUACAGACACCGGUUAGUCGGGCUGAUUGAGGUGACUACUGUUGACUGUCUUUGGAGCGUAGGACUAAACCCCUCAUGGUUAAAGGAUUGGUGUUUAGACAUUUAUCUAAAUGCACACAACAAAAAUGAAACUAUAUUCAGUAACUGAUCAUGUUAUAGAUAUUAUUUGCAUGUAUUAUCUUUUAUCUCCUUCUAUAAUACUUUGAAUUGGAAUAAAGUAUAUGCGUUCUGGUA
This is a messenger RNA of Salmo salar (Atlantic salmon), 7680 nucleotides long. Its product is annotated as transcriptional coactivator YAP1. The record is from RefSeq and is a predicted model, not a curated record. Gene Ontology annotation, molecular function: transcription coactivator activity; protein binding. Gene Ontology annotation, biological process: hippo signaling; positive regulation of transcription by RNA polymerase II. Gene Ontology annotation, cellular component: cytoplasm; nucleus. NCBI's taxonomy places the organism in Eukaryota, Metazoa, Chordata, Actinopteri, Salmoniformes, Salmonidae.